UGGUAGUGGAAAGAAGAUCCUAUUUCUAGUAUCUUAUACUCCUCCUGAUCUCUCCAACCCCAUCUACAACCGGCUUUGUGAACUCAUAGAAGACCUAGCUGUGAUGGGAAAUCAUUGCUCAAAUCUCAAGAACAAAGAAAAGCUUUCCGGACGGAUGUCUGGAGUUGGCUUUCAAGGAGGUUAUGAGGAUGGUAAAACCGCUGGAACUUAUGCUACUCAAAAGAACCUUCCUCCUGCCCAGCAAGCAUUGGAUGACAUUUUUCAGCAGAAAUUAGCUUCUCACAACGAACUCGUGAAAGAGUGCAUCCGCCACUUCUCGCCUGAUGCCCAUGAGCAGAAAAGGAAGGCCCUUGAAGACUUCAGCAUUCCCAGUUGGUCCAACAAAGAGUGGGAAAGUUCUAAAAACAACCCAGAACCAGUUGCCUCAAAUGUCAUAGUCACAUCAAAUGACUUCUCAAACAAGCCCCAUUGUGAAAAAGACAAGAAUGUGUUCACCUACGGUAUCUUCAGCUACAUCAACCGCAAGACUGGUUCCCCAAUCUUGCCUCCUUCAAAUGAAUUCGGACAUGCCCUCAGGUUUCCCGACUACGACUGCAACAUAGAAUUUGGCAGGCUCCCCGGCAUUGUUGAGGUGUUCUGGAAAAGCAACGACAUCAGUCAUCACACUGUUGGCCCACCGGCCGAGUUGAAAAUACUAAAGAUACAACCCACCAUGGAUGCUCAUUCCAAAUUAGCCAUACAUUAG
Messenger RNA from Puccinia triticina, 745 nucleotides. RefSeq lists its product as uncharacterized. The annotation marks the transcript as partial. The transcript is spliced from 2 exons. The record is from RefSeq and is a predicted model, not a curated record. Lineage: Eukaryota; Fungi; Basidiomycota; Pucciniomycetes; Pucciniales; Pucciniaceae.